GUUUAACUCGAGGGUAACGAAAAGUACGAAAUCGUACUUUACAGGAGAAGCUAGGCGGAGGGAGCCACUUAUUCUUCCUCUUGCAGCUGGGUCUUUUUGUGGUGAGUGGCGAAGCGGCGAGGCUGGCAGGCCAGAGUGCUGGACUGGGUCAGGCGCGGCCCCGCCUCCCUCCUGGGUCCCUGCCCUGCGCGCCGUUGCUGUGGCAGCGCAGGACGCGGCUAGAGCUGGGGCUGCCGCGCCCUCCACCUCCUUCUCCAGAGGCCUCCCCGGACCCCUGGCUCGGGCCCAGGCUGCGACUCCGCCAUGCCCUGGAGGAGGCGCAGCAACCGGGUGAGUGCCCUGGAGGGCGGCCGGGAGGAAGAGGCGCACCCGGAGGCUGCCGCUGUGCCUCCGGCGCUGUUAACGUCCCCGCAGCAGACGGAGGCGGCGGCCGAGCGGAUUCUGCUCCGGGGCAUCUUUGAGAUCGGGAGGGACAGCUGUGACGUGGUGCUGAGCGAGCGAGCACUGCGGUGGCGGCCCAUUCAGCCCGAGCGCCCGGCGGGUGAUUCUAAGUAUGACUUGCUAUGUAAAGAAGAAUUUAUUGAACUCAAAGACAUAUUCUCUGUGAAACUGAAACGGCGUUGUUCUGUUAAACAGCAGAGAAGUGGUACUUUAUUAGGUAUCACACUCUUCAUCUGCUUGAAAAAGGAACAAAAUAAACUAAAGAAUUCUACACUUGAUCUUAUUAAUUUAAGUGAAGACCACUGUGACAUAUGGUUUAGACAGUUCAAGAAAAUAUUGGCAGGCUUUCCAAACAGACCGAAGUCAUUAAAAAUACUCCUUAACCCCCAAAGUCACAAAAAAGAAGCUACCCAGGUUUAUUAUGAGAAGGUUGAACCUCUGUUGAAGCUUGCAGGAAUAAAAACUGAUGUAACAAUAAUGGAAUAUGAAGGGCACGCUCUGUCACUGCUAAAGGAAUGUGAACUCCAGGGAUUUGAUGGUGUUGUCUGUGUUGGUGGAGAUGGAUCUGCUAGCGAAGUAGCCCAUGCUUUGCUUCUGAGAGCUCAGAAGAAUGCUGGGAUGGAAACAGACCGAAUCCUGACUCCUGUCAGAGCACAGCUUCCACUUGGCUUAAUACCAGCAGGAUCUACCAAUGUAUUGGCACAUUCUCUUCAUGGAGUUCCUCAUGUGAUAACUGCAACAUUGCACAUUAUAAUGGGGCAUGUACAGCUGGUCGACGUCUGCACCUUCAGCACUGCUGGCAAGCUUCUUCGCUUUGGGUUCUCAGCCAUGUUUGGCUUUGGUGGAAGAACUUUGGCUCUGGCAGAAAAAUAUCGAUGGAUGUCCCCUAACCAACGGAGAGAUUUUGCUGUUGUUAAGGCACUGGCAAAACUUAAGGCAGAAGACUGUGAAAUAUCAUUUUUACCAUUUAACAGCUCUGAUGAUGUGCAAGAAAGGAGGGCACAGGGAUCUCCCAAAUCUGACUGUAAUGAUCAAUGGCAAGUGAUCCAGGGUCAGUUCUUGAAUGUCAGCAUUAUGGCAAUUCCUUGCCUGUGUUCAGUGGCACCUAGAGGCUUGGCACCUAAUACCAGAUUAAAUAAUGGAAGUAUGGCUCUUAUAAUUGCCCGAAACACUUCUCGGCCAGAAUUUAUAAAACACCUGAAAAGAUACGCCAGUGUAAAAAAUCAGUUCAAUUUUCCAUUUGUUGAGACUUACACUGUUGAGGAAGUAAAAGUUCAUCCAAGGAAUAAUAGUGGUGGAUAUAAUCCAGAGGAGGAGGAGGAUGAAACUGCUUCAGAAAAUUGUUUCCCUUGGAAUGUAGAUGGUGAUUUAAUGGAAGUUGCAUCAGAGGUCCAUAUUAGAUUGCAUCCAAGACUUAUCAGUCUUUAUGGAGGAAGCAUGGAAGAAAUAAAUGAUUCCAAAGUAACAUGUAAUUGUUUCUAAAAGAAAUGUACAAACUAGAAUUUUAAUAUAAAGAAAUGUGGCCAUGCUUUAAACCUGUGGUCCCCACCCUUUUUGGGACCAGUUUCAUGGGAGACAAUUUUUCCGUGGAUGGGGGAAUGGUUUCAGGAUGAACUGUUCCACCUCAGAUUAUCAGGCAUUAGAUUCUCUUAAGGAACACGGCACUCUAGAUCCCUCACAUACCAGUUCAUGAUAUGGUUUGCACUUCUAUGAGAAUCUAAUGCUGCUGCAAUGCUGCUGCUGAUCUGACAGGGGGAGGAACUCAGUAAUGCUCCAUUGCUCUAACCUCCCGCUGUGUGGCCAAACGGAUAUCCUAAUAGAAAUUGCUAUUUUUGAUGUUACUAACAAUUAGCCUCUAAGGCUUUUUAAAAGUCAAGAUGAAAUAUCAAUUCAAAUUCUUUUUUUUUUUACAAUGUGUUUAUUGGACACACAAAAAAACUUAGCAACCAUCAUAAUACAUCAAUAUUUAACCUAGAUAAUUCUGAAAUAAUUUGGAUUCUUUCAUUUUUCAGGAUUUGAGCUCAUCAAUUAUGUUAAAUUUCCUAUAUUCUGUUACAAACAUAAUACAGAUUUCAUAAGUCUGCCUUGAUUUACUGCUCCCUAAUACAGAGCA
Molecule: messenger RNA, 2554 nt
Organism: Gorilla gorilla gorilla (western lowland gorilla)
Lineage: Eukaryota; Metazoa; Chordata; Mammalia; Primates; Hominidae
Gene: CERKL
Product: CERK like autophagy regulator
Exons: 13
Coding region: 304-1923 (539 amino acids)
Biological process (GO): phosphorylation; sphingolipid metabolic process
Molecular function (GO): lipid kinase activity
Source: RefSeq, a predicted model, not a curated record